This is a messenger RNA of Acaulospora colombiana, 419 nucleotides long. The record is from the annotation of a GenBank genome assembly. Lineage: Eukaryota; Fungi; Glomeromycota; Glomeromycetes; Diversisporales; Acaulosporaceae.
CUCCAUUGAGAUUAGAAAUUUACGGGCCCUUCGCGUCAUACAUAUUUUUGAAUGAAAUACUGAUCGGAAGGUAUUAUGGUAACGGUGAUUGUGCGCAACACGAUUUCUAUUUGAUGGACGGACUUUUGAAGCUUGGUGAGGAAGAGAAUGAAGUGAAGAUGAUGGUAUACGCAUGGGAAGUCGUGAAUCCUGAAGAUAUUAAGUUAGAAAUUAAGGGGUGGGAAAUUGACGAUAUUAAUAAAACGGGAAAUUUGAUUAGACCAAAGAAAGGUGUAUCUGCAGACGAUGAUGCGGACUUUGAACUGAAUGCAUGGAUUGUAAGAAAAGAGGCCAUCCCCAUUACACAUUCUGAAGUGAAUGUUGGGAAAGGGAUGGUUUCAAACGAUUCUCCCGCUGAUGACGCUGAUGAGAAUCAAUAG